AUGGCUGCACAACGACUGCGGGCAGAACGGGAUCGACUGAGCAUGCGCUCGAGCGUGCUCGACACGGGACUGGCUGGCUCUGCAGGCACUAUUGCACCGCCGGGCCGUUUGAGCAGUACAGACGGCCACAAGGGUGGAGACUCGCAAUACCCUUCAUAUCCGCCGAAUCGCAGCGGCAUGAGUGUCUUUGCAGGCAAGCCAGCUCCCACCAUGGCUGGCCUGUCACCGGCCCUCGAGCCAAGCUUUUCUCUGGCCACGACGCCAGCGGGAAACAUCGAUGGCCCCACUGACUGGCCACAGUGGGAUGAUCCCCACCACCCAAGGUCAACCCCUGAUUGGCCAGCAUCGGGCCUCAAGCUGGCCUCAUCCGUUGCCCAUUCAUAUGCAGCUCCACCAACGUCACACGCUCCUACCAAGCCGCCUCAUACUACUGCUUCUCCUGCGGGUACCCCCAACUGGAACUCACCCGAUCCUUCGCCCUGGGCAACGUCGCCACCCCCCUCGCUCCACUCGCCCGCACCGGCCACGACAUCCGCUCGCAGCUCGGUCAGCAACACCCCGCCUUUGCGCUUCCACGAAACUACGGUGGACUUUCAAUUAAGCCAACGCGCGGCGGCGCAGACCCCUCCCUCCGAUGCGCUCUCCUUCACGGAUCUGCGCAGCCAAGCCUCGACCCGUUCAACCGAGCAACCAACCCAAUCACCUCCCACACCCACGGCUUCCCAGAGCGACAAUCUACCUGGAAGCAGAUCGUCAGCGCAGGAUGUGGCGCCCCUCCACAAGCGAAUCGCUCAGCAAGAUCAAAUCAUCAACCAGCUGCAGGCUUCGGAGGCUCAUCUGAAGCGAGAACUUCACGGUCGGAAAUGCUGUCAUCUUGACUCCGGACCUUUCUCAACUGCACGGCCUCACAUCUUUCCCUUUUUCUCAAUAGGCCUGUCACAAGAAGCCGAGGAAGCUCAUCAUUCCUUGACCAAGGUGCUCGAAGAUGCAGCCGCCAAGAAAUGGCGAGGCGAAAGGAGCUUGAGAGCCGACAUCAACAAUUACAGAACUCGUAUGCCACACAAACCGCAAAAUUGCGCGAGAUUGAAACCCAACUCAACGGCUAUCACCAGCAAGCAGCCUUCCGCCAAGGCAGUGGCAAAACCUGCGUCGGCAAAGCCAGGCUUGUCUCCGUCCGUAGCCAUGUCUUUACCCCCACUGCCCGAUGGCAAUGCACCGCGACCGGAAGAACUACGGGAGGUUGCUUUGGCCAAAAUGGAGCGUCGCGUCGAAGAGCUUCAACAGCAACUUUCUGAUGCUCGUAAUCUUCUCGAGGCCAGCCUCAACGAGCGCAAGCAACUGCGCGCCGCGCUCGCCAAAGAACAGUCCAUAACUGCUCGGCUCGAGCAGGAAACCAAUACCAUUGGAGACUACGUCAUCAUGUACCAGAAGCAACGAGCAGCUUUUCGCGAGCAGCUGGCUGCCAAGGACGCAGAACUGGCAAGCCUGCGGGGCGAUGUUGCCCACGCACCCCCCAAGGCUUCCAAUAGCGCAUCGUCGGCGCCAAGUCGGCCCUCUGUGGCACCGCCCACACGCGACUCGUCUUAUCCUAUCCCCUCCCGACCACAACCGUCGACAAGCGUUGAUCACCUCUCUAUACCUCGCCAACACCGACCCCAAGGUCUUUUGACGGACAGCGUCAGUGAAGCAGGUUCAGACGCCAGCAACUUUAUGGAUGGCCCAGUCGACCCGCAGGGGCCCCAUGUGCUGACAGCCGCGGCGUCUGCGCGUGCCCAAGCCCAAUCAUCUCAAACACGCUCGACUUUGCGACCAAGUGAAACCCCAACCUGGCUACUCCAAGCCGGGCGUCGUGGCGGCGCUGCCACUGAAAUUUAG
Monosiga brevicollis MX1 is the source of this 1875-nucleotide messenger RNA. RefSeq lists its product as uncharacterized. The coding region runs from base 1 to 1875 and encodes 624 amino acids. The transcript is spliced from 4 exons. Lineage: Eukaryota; Choanoflagellata; Craspedida; Salpingoecidae. Gene Ontology annotation, cellular component: Golgi apparatus. The record is from RefSeq and is a predicted model, not a curated record.